Owenia fusiformis is the source of this 4186-nucleotide messenger RNA. The record is from the annotation of a GenBank genome assembly. Lineage: Eukaryota; Metazoa; Annelida; Polychaeta; Sabellida; Oweniidae.
AUCCCCGGGGGACCAUAAUUUCUUUCAUACCGGGAAAUAAACAUCUUCAAGAGAGGAAGUAGGAUUGCACUGAACGAAAUGAUCAGAUAAUAAAAAAGUUGUGGUACAAACUUCAAAGUUGUAAUUUAUGCGUGUCCGCAGUAAGCUAAAGUACUAACAAUUUGACAAGUUCUGAUUUCGACGAAGAGAUAUGGAAUUCAUUAUUUGUCCCAUGUGUCAAAGCAGACACCUUCCUCUGAAUGAUGAGAAUGCUUCAGGGACCAUGGCUGGGUCAUGUCAGAAUUGUAAACACAUAUUCAAGUUCAGACAAAUCCCAGAAUCCGCAUCAAAGAUAACAUUCUCCAUCAAUGGUACACCCUUCACAGUUGACAGCAACCAGGCAGUGUCCACGCGGCUCAGUGAGUUUAUUCGUGAUGUUGCAUGUCUGAAGGGAACUAAGGUAAUGUGUCACCAGGGAGGAUGUGGGGCCUGCAUAGUCCUCGUAAAACAUACAGUUCCAAGCACUGAGGCAGUAGAGUUUAAAGCUAUCAAUUCAUGCCUAUGCCCUAUUUUCUCCUGUGAUGGCUGGGAAAUCACCACUACAGAGGGCCUAGGCAAUCAGAAGACAGGAUUUAAUGUAAUCCAGCAGAGUUUAGCAGACUUCAAUGGAAGCCAAUGUGGUUUUUGCAGUCCGGGGAUGGUUAUGAGCAUGAAAGGGUUAUUUUCAAAUAACAAGAAACCCACUGCUGACCAGGUGGAGAGGGCUCUAGAUGGCAACAUCUGUAGAUGCACAGGGUUUCGUCCCAUACUUGAUGCAAUGAAAAGUGUGGCAAUGAAAGUAGCAGACCUUGAGGACAUAGCGAAAUGUAGUGGAUCAACCAGUUGUAAGCAGAGCUGUUCAGCAAAAAGAGAGUUUCAGAAAAAGGUGGAGCCUGUGCAUAUGGUUUUCACUUCCAGCCAGUGGUACAGGCCAACCUCAAUUGAUCAGCUCUAUGAUGUCAUGAAGGCAAAUAGAGACAAACUCAUCAAGCUUGUUGUUGGGAACACUGCACAAGGUGUAUAUGGGGAUGGUGCAAUAGAUGUAUAUAUUGAUACAAAGUCAGUACCAGAGCUCUACCACAUAAAGUAUGAUCCAGAGUUUACCAUUGCGAGUAAUGUGACAUUGUCUCGGUUGAUUAGUGUGUUGACAGAACAGGGCAAGAGGGAUGGCUACACCUACUGUACAACACUGGCUGAUCAUGUACAGAAAGUUGCUUCUACUCCAGUAAGAAAUAUGGCAUCAUGGUCGGGAAAUUUAAUGCUAAAGAAACAACAUCCAAGUUUUAUAUCAGACAUCUAUGUGAUUCUAGAGACUGUUGGUGCUACACUUAGUAUAGUUGAUGUUGAAACAAAGGUUGCAGCAGAGACAAAUCUAUCAGAUUUUCUCAAGUUGAACAUGCAAUCGAAGAUGAUCGCCUCAGUGAAGCUACCCAAGAUGUCUGAAGACAACAAUCAACAUGUUCUGACAUACAAGAUCAUGCCAAGGGCAGAGAAUGCUCAUGCGUAUGUGAAUGCUGGAUUCAGGAUGGAAAUACAUCCAAACCAUCUAAAUUAUUUGGUUGUGAAUAAACCCUCCAUAGUCUAUGGGGGAAUAUCACCUGGCUUUGUACAUGCAUCUAAGACGGAGGAAUACCUGACUGGUAAAUGUCUUGGAGAUGUCAAAGUUUUGCAAGGUGCCUUACAUGUGCUAGCCAGUGAAGUAGUACCUAAUGAAGACCCAGUGCUAUCCAGCCCACAGUACAGAAAGAAUCUAGCCCUCUCUCUUCUUUACAAGUUUGUGCUAAACAUUUGUCAGGAAACAGUCUCAGCAAGAUUCAAAUCAGGGGCAGAUUGCAUUCAGCGCCCCCUUUCUAGUGGCAAACAGAGUUAUGAUACACACAAAAAACAAUGGCCCCUCUCUGAACCCAUACCCAAACUUAAGUCCAAACUCCAGGCAUCUGGAGAGACCGUGUAUCCAUCAGACAUGGCAAGUCAGUCCAAGGAACUACAUGGAAUGUUUGUUCUGGCAACAGUUGCUAAUGCUACCAUAGAAACAUUGGAUGCUCCAGAAGCUUUGAGAGUAGCUGGUGUUGAAGCUUUCUUUACUGCCAAAGACAUCCCAGGACUUAACAGUUUUUCAACAGGGGGAGCAGCCAGAGAGGAGAUAUUUUGUAGUGGAAGAACGGAAUAUGCUGGACAGGCUAUCGGACUUUUGGUAGCAGAUUCUGUCUCUACACUAUACUCAGCUGCCUACAAGGUGAAGGUCACUUACAAAGAUUCAGAGCCACCUAUUUUGACAAUAGAAGAUGCUAUAGAAAAGGGAUCAUCUUUUCCAAGUUCUCAGGAGGAUAUUGUCAUUGGUGAUGCUGAAGGUGCCAUUGCAUCUGCAGAACAGAAACUUACUGGAGCAAUAGGCAUGGGUUCUCAGUACCACUUCCACAUGGAGACACAGGCAACCUUAUGUAUUCCCACUGAGGAUGGCUUGAAAAUCUACCCUACAACACAGUGGACUGACAACAUACAGCAAUCAGCAGCUCAGGCCUUAAACAUUCCAAACAAUAGUGUGUAUGUUGAGAUUGGCAAGACCGGUGGGGCCUAUGGGGCCAAGAUCACAAGGAAUGCUCAUGUCUCUUCUGCUGCAGCAUUAGCCGCAUAUUCACUGAACAGGCCAGUACGUGUACACUUGGACUUGGAAACAAACAUGAAAAUGAUCGGAAAAAGAUUCCCAUUUCUGGCAAAAUACAAAGUUGGCUGUAGGGUGGAUGGUGUGCUUGAAGGAGUGAAGAUAGAGUAUUACAUUGACUGUGGAUGUUCUCCCAAUGAUACCAUGCCUUGGUGGUCCUGGGCAGACAAUGCCUACAACUGUUCUAAUUGGCACUUGGUGUGUAACCAUUUAAUGAAAACCAACACUGCAAGUAACACAUACACCAGAUCUCCAGGCUCCACUCCAGCCAUCUUCAUUAUGGAGUCCAUCAUGGAGCAUGUGGCAACAAAACUCAGUCUUGACCCCAUAGAUGUUAAAACCAAGAACUUGUACACAAAUGGACAGACGACACCAACAGGAAUUGAGCUUGAUUUCUGCAAUAUUAGAGGGCUUGUAACAAAGAUAGAGGACUCUGCCUUGGUGUUACAGAGAAAAGCUGACAUUGAAAACUUCAAUAGGGCUAAUCGCUGGAAGAAGAGGGGUUUAUCUCUCGUUCCUAUGAAGUUCAACAUUGAUUGGACUGGAGCUAAUUAUGGUGUGCACAUGACCAUAUAUGGUGCAGAUGGGACUGUCACAAUAUCUCAUGGUGGAGUUGAAAUGGGACAAGGUAUCCAUACAAAGGCAAUACAAGUAUGUGCUCACUUAUUUGGAAUCCCUUUGUCGAUGAUAAGGUGCACCCCUACCAACAGCCUAGCUGGGUCUGCAAAUGCUCAUAGCUCAGGGGGGAGCAUAACGUCAGAACUUGUCUGCCAGGGAGUGAUAGAAUGUUGUCUCCUAAUCUUGAAACGUAUGGCACCUGUAAGAUCUACACUGGAGAAUGCAACCUGGCAGCAAACAGUGCAGAAGUGCUACUCCCAGGGUAUUAGCCUGAGCUGCCAAAAAUGGAUUCACCCAGAAGAUGGUGAGACCUACAAUGCCUAUGGAGUCACUGUUGCUGAAGCUGAGCUUGAUGUUCUGACUGGAGAAUUCAUGCUUCCAAGAGUGGAUAUUCUCUAUGAUUGUGGACAGAGCAUGAAUCCAGACCUAGAUAUUGGCCAGAUAGAGGGUGCCUUUGUAAUGGGGCUUGGUUACUGGAUGUUUGAGAGACUAAAGUUUGAUCCUCAGACUGGAGAAAUCUUGACUGCAAAUACAUGGGAGUACAAAGUGCCCAGUGCUAAAGACAUCCCAACUGACCUACGAGUUGGCCUCCUGAGAAAUGCACAUCCUAAUCUUAAAGGAAUUCUUGGGUCAAAAGCUGUAGCAGAACCACCCCUGUGCAUGAGCUGUGCUGCACUGUUUGCUAUAAAGAGAUGUAUUGAGGCAGCCAGGCAGGAGGCUUCUGGGUCAACAGAUUAUUUCCCACUCGAUGUUCCUGCCACAGUUGACUUGAUACAGACAUAUUGCAGCACCCCUCUGUCUCAGAUGACAUAUGGAUAAACCUACAGACAUAUUGCAGCACCCCUCUGUCUCAGAUGACAUAUGUAUAAACCUACAGACAUAUUGCAG